AUGAAUUGUCCAUUAAGGAGUCGUUCUUUCGCGGCCAAGUCUAACACAGGUACCCCGACUGCCAAGUUUCUAUCCAACUUCUGUUCAUCAUCAUCAUCAUCAUACACGUUCGCUAGAGCUACUGUGCCGACUUCUGGUAUAGUACCAGCAAGUCUUCCUGUUCCUCCAUUUUGCUGGGGGAAACUUUUCUACUAUCUGCUGUCGAUCAAUUUCCUUGCCGAACCCCGCUUGCAUUGUCGCCUUCUCACCGCUGAAAGAGCACCCGCUUUGGACCUCCGUGUUAACACAUACGCUGCUCUCGCUCUGCUCCUUAACAACGUGCCCAACGCCUUUGGUACGUUGGCAACCCCCUUGAAUCCGUUAAAGGCCGCAAUUCCUUCCAACUCGUCAAACCACGCCUCCUCAUCUCCGUCCCCAAAGUGGGCUGGCCAGCCAACUUCAUCCUCAUUGGUCACAGUCCGAAAGUAA
Messenger RNA from Dicrocoelium dendriticum, 468 nucleotides. NCBI's taxonomy places the organism in Eukaryota, Metazoa, Platyhelminthes, Trematoda, Plagiorchiida, Dicrocoeliidae. The record is from the annotation of a GenBank genome assembly.